Molecule: messenger RNA, 1503 nt
Organism: Pipistrellus nathusii (Nathusius's pipistrelle)
Lineage: Eukaryota; Metazoa; Chordata; Mammalia; Chiroptera; Vespertilionidae
Source: the annotation of a GenBank genome assembly
AUGGAGAAGGAGUGCACUUGCCUCUGUGGCGUGGGCCUUUCGCGGGGAUGCCAGUGUCGCCAGGAGGGCCAGGGCCCAGCUGAGACUGUGGCAGCCGACAGCAAGCCAGCCCCGGCCCUGGCCCCAGAAGAGGAGCACCUCCAGGCCGAGGGCGCUGCAGCGUGGCCCUGUGCUGGGGAUGGAGGGAUCGCGAGCCCCACGUCGCCCCCGCCAUCCCCACGCUGCUGCUCGCUGCAGGACCUGCCCUGCGAGCUGCUAAUGGAGAUCUUUGCCUCGCUCCCCGGCACCGACUUGGCCAGCCUGGCGCAGACCUGCACCAGAUUCCAUCACAUCCUGAACACCGACAGCAUCUGGAGACGGCGCUGCCGGGAGGAGUAUGGCGCUUGUGAAAACUUGCAGAACCUCGAGAUGAUGGGUAUGUCUUGUCGGGAGGUCUAUGCGAAACUGCUCCACCCAUGCAGAGACAUUUUUGGGUUGUGGCAGCCGGUUAACGGGCCCUAUGGAGGACUGCUGGAUGUAGUGGGGCACGGCUUACACAUUAUUGGUUGGAUGCACCUGCCUUACCUUGACGCCCAACUGGAUGAUCCAAUGAGAUUCAGUCCCGUGUUUAGAAUUCGCCUGACAGAUAGGAAGUCGAUCACGGUGGAGUGCCUGAACGGUGACAGAGGGCCCCACAGUUGCAACAUACAGAUUCAGAAGGAGAAGUUCUCCACCCAGUGCAGCCAGAUGGACUACCACCGCAUCUCUAAUUGGAGCCCAGAGGAUAUAGGAAGGUGGCUGAGGGAAGAAUGGGUGCAGGUGGUGCAGGACAUUUUCCAGGAGGACAGGCUGCAUUUCAUCCUGAGGAAGUUCGUCUACCAACAGUAUGACUACCACCGCAUCUACCUCCCGCAGAGCCACCCGGACGACCUCAUCAGGCCAGGCCUCUUCAGAGGCACCCACGAUACCUACGGCCUAGCGAUUGUCAUGCUCAGCUUCCAUGGAAAGCAUGCCAGGGUCACGAAGAUCACGGGUGACCUCAGGGUCCCUGCCGGGCAGCAGCUGAUAGAGAUCGACCUCAUGCACCGCAUCCAGCCUCUCAAUGUUGAGAUCUUCCGCGACUUCAACCAGCUCUCUAGCAUCGUCCAGGAGGUUCAUGAGCAGGUUAUUCAGGAGCAACAGCAGCAAGAAGACAGGACCGAGGACGGCGAGGGUCGUGGUUGGCAGAGCCCUGUCCAGCCCAGUGUCGGUGAGUCGGGGGCUGCAGCUUUGAAGGCACAGCCUGUCCAGUUUGUUCUGCCUGCCGGCGUGAGAUCAAGUAACCAGAACUACCCCCGUACCUGCAGGAUGUGUUUCUAUGGCGUGGGCAUUGUUGCCAACUAUGGCUUUGCCAACCCCCAGCGCCUCCCUGGAAUCUUCAUUCUGUUCGAUGAGGACCACUUCGGGUUCAUCUGGCUGGAGCUGAAAUACUUCAGCCUGUACUGCAGAGCCCAGGUCAACCACGAGAAUGCGGAGGCCUUCUAG